UCAAAUUCUCUCUCCGUCCAAACCACCAUCUCAGACUAAGAGCCUCCUCUGGUUUCCACAUUUCCCGGUUUCAUAUAUAUACAUAUAUACAUACAGAACCACGAAAUUUGUAUCUAUAUACAUAUAUAUAUAUCUAUAGAGAGUGUGUGUGUGAGAUUGGGGAUUUUUCAGUUGUGAUGGUAAUGUAAUGCAUCAGAAGAAAUCUGAAGUUCAGAUCGGAAAAGAAAGCAGUGGCGUCUCUUCCGAUUUCAACCCUUCGCCGCCGCUUCUCCUGCCACCGGCUCCCGCUUCCGGAGCGACGCCGCAGAUUCUGAUCGAUACGACGCUUCCGCAAAAUGACGCAAUUGCGCCACCGCCGUCGUCGUCGACUCCCAAAUCCACUCCUCACAAGCGGCCUCUGAUGACUCAAGCAAACCCUAAUCCUAAUCCGGGCCCUAACCCGCCUUUUUCUUCUCCCAGUUCUCUCUUCCGGAGCCCAACUUUGUCCAAUUCUCUUCACCAGUACCCUUUCUCGUCGGCGCCGCCGUUGAAAAUCCACUCCUCCGCCGCGAAAGCCGCCGCCUUUCGGCUCCUCCGCCGGCUCCGACGCAUCCGGAUUCACCUCCGCCUCAUCCUCUUGCUUUCCCUCCCGUUCUUCUACUUCCUGGUUUCCCAUCCGAGCCGGUCCUUCGUUCUCGAUUUUCUCUCCGCCUUUGCCUUCUCGGCCGCCCUUUUAUUCUCCCUCAAUCUCGCCCUCCCUCGCCUCCCAUCAAUCCGGCUGUUCCUCGCUCGCUCCUUCCCAAUUAAGCUAUCUUCCUCAACGCAAUUGUCCAGGCGACCGUUGCCGGUGUUUUGGUCAAUUGGUUCAAGGCCGAAGCAAGAAAAAAGGCCGAAUUCAGGAUGUUGGGUUCAGGUUUACAGCAAUGGAGAUGUCUAUGAGGGCGAAUUUCACAAGGGCAAGUGUUCGGGUAGUGGAGUCUAUUACUAUUACAUGAGUGGGAGAUAUGAAGGGGAUUGGAUUGAUGGAAAGUACGAUGGUUAUGGAGUGGAGACUUGGGCGAGAGGAAGUCGAUACAGAGGGCAGUACAGGCAAGGCCUUAGGCAUGGUUUUGGGGUAUAUAGGUUCUACACUGGAGAUGUCUAUGCAGGAGAGUGGUCAAAUGGGCAGAGUCAUGGUUGUGGAGUUCAUACCUGUGAGGAUGGCAGUAGGUAUGUUGGGGAAUUCAAGUGGGGUGUCAAGCACGGUCUCGGUCACUACCAUUUCAGGAAUGGUGAUGUUUAUGCUGGAGAAUACUUUGCUGACAAGAUGCAUGGAUUUGGAGUAUAUCAUUUUGCAAAUGGGCAUUGUUAUGAAGGAGCCUGGCAUGAGGGCAGAAGGCAAGGUCUUGGCAUGUACGGUUUUAGAAAUGGGGAGACCCAAUCUGGGCACUGGAAUAAUGGAAUUCUUAAUGUUCCAAGCACACAGAACACCACCUACCCUGUAUCUCCUGUUGCAGUUUAUCAUUCCAAAGUACUGAAUGCAGUUCAGGAAGCCAGACAGGCAGCAAAGAAAGCCUAUGAUGUGGCCAAGGUGGACGAAAGAGUGAACAGAGCAGUUACAGCAGCCAACAGGGCAGCAAAUGCAGCAAGAGUAGCAGCCGUGAAGGCUGUCCAGAAACAAAGUGAGAGUAUACCUAUGCCUAUUGUGUGAGGCUGGUGAGGCGACCCUAUUUAUCUCUAAAAUCACGAGGCUCAUGCUACAAGAGGGUGCCUGCAAGAAGUUACAUUUGUAACUCGGCUUGUUGCAUCGGUAUUUUCCUUUUCUCACCUCAUGGCUCCGGUAGCCAUGAGGUGCCUCUUUCCAGUAUGUGGAAACUGCUGAAUGAGUUAGUAAGUAGCUCUCCUUGUUCUAACUGUGUCUUAAGAGAAAAAAUGAUGAGUGUCCAAGUGGCUUUUAGCUUUAAUUUUCGUUCUUGUAAAGUUCUAGUGGCUGUAAAUUUGUAACACAACGUGCUGGUGCCUAGGGAAAAAACCUUAAUCCAGCUGAUGUUGUACGCGGACUCACUGAUGUCAUGACAAAUGGAAUAGAAUGCCCAAAUUUAACCCUGCAGGGAAGUUCUGAGUCUGACAUUACGAAUCUUCCUUCGUGUUGAAGAGUAUUUGUUUGUUUGAGCGCAGCACUGAUCAGUGUCUCUUUGUUAACUUGACAACUGCGCCUGCUGGAAGCAGGACAGAUCAAAGCUAAUAAUUAUGCCUUUCUUUUGUUU
This is a messenger RNA of Diospyros lotus (date-plum), 2225 nucleotides long. RefSeq lists its product as uncharacterized. NCBI's taxonomy places the organism in Eukaryota, Viridiplantae, Streptophyta, Magnoliopsida, Ericales, Ebenaceae. The transcript has 3 exons. Bases 188 to 1669 code for a protein of 493 amino acids. The record is from RefSeq and is a predicted model, not a curated record.